ACCUGGGGUGGGCGUCAAUAUAUAAUGCCAUUCUAUUCCCUUCUUUGUUCCUUUCCCCAUUCCCAUUUUCUAAAUUCAGAGCAACUCCCCGGAACUAUGAGUUUCCUCCCUCCCUCCAAUGGGAAUGGCAACCGGAAUGGGACUGGGAAUGGGAGUGGGGAUCCCCUUUACCUUACCUUACCUUCUUCUUCUCCUUCUUCUUCUUCCCUUUCAGUUACGCUUUUUUGUUGGGUUCAUUGAAUUCGAGAGAGAGCGAUUAGGGGGCGGAGGAAUGGUGGCUAACGGAUCAUCAUCAUCAUCAUCAUCAUCACCAGCGCUCACUCCGCCUUCUACGUAGCACCUCCCCCACUUUUCUCUUUAAUUACGCCCCCAACAUUUCAUCCUAUUUUCCCUUUUCUUCAUCUCCGCCGUAACCGUAUCACCAUUUUCAGCAUUUUCCUUCGUAUUACACACUCAGUUUCACUCCAUGCUGUUCUAAUAUUAUUAUAUUCAUUCUUUUCCCCCACCACACAACCAUUAACCAUACCCCAUGGAGUUCGGGACUGGAGGCGGCGGCUCCGGUUGGGAUAACGAUUCCUCCUCCGACCCACAACGCCGGAAAAAAUGCUACCAUCGUCACACUGCCAAUCAGAUUCAGAGGCUCGAGGCAAUGUUCAAAGAAUGCCCACACCCAGACGAGAAACAGAGAUUACAGUUAAGCAGAGAACUGGGAUUGGCUCCUCGCCAAAUCAAAUUUUGGUUCCAGAAUCGGAGGACCCAGAUGAAGGCUCAACAUGAAAGGGCAGACAAUAGUGCACUUCGGGCAGAGAACGACAAGAUUCGAUGCGAGAACAUAGCCAUCAGAGAGGCCCUCAAGAAUGUCAUCUGCCCCUCCUGCGGUGGCCCUCCUCUUCAGGACCCUUACUUCGACGAACACAAACUACGAAUCGAAAACGCCCAUUUGAAGGAAGAGCUUGAUAGAGUAUCUAGCAUUGCGGCCAAGUUCAUUGGGAGGCCAAUCUCUCAGCUUCCACCCAUUCACCCACCUCACUUUUCCUCAUUAGACCUAUCCAUGGCUAGUUUUCCCUCCCAAGAAAUUGGCUGCCCUUCUCUUGAUCUUGAUUUACUUCCUGCAAGUUCUACAAGUGUUCCCACUUUGCCAUACCACCACCCAAUUCACCUCUCCGCCGUGGAUAAGUCCCUCAUGACUGAAAUUGCCACAAAUGCCAUGGCGGAGUUGCUCAGGCUUUCCCAAACUAAUGAGCCAUUCUGGAUCAAAUCAACAAAUGAUGGACGCGACGUUCUCGACCUCGAAACCUAUGAACAGGCUUUUCCAAGACCCAACUCUCCCUUCAAGAAUCCCCAUUUUCGCACAGAAGCAACUAGAGAUUCAGGCGUCGUGAUCAUGAAUAGUGAAGCAUUGGUUGAUAUGUUUAUGGACUUGAACAAAUGGACAGAAUUAUUUCCCACAAUUGUGUCGAUUGCAAGAACAAUCGAAGUUAUAUCGUCUGGAUUGUUGGGAACUCAGAAUGGCUCGUUGCAACUGAUGUACCAAGAACUGCAGCUACUCUCCCCAUUGGUUUCGACUCGUCAUUUUUACAUCCUCAGAUUUUGUCAACAAAUCGAGCACGGCACGUGGGCCGUGGUUGAUGUUUCCUACAACAUCCCCAGAGAAAAUCAAGUAGUUUCUCAUUCUCAAUGUCACCGCCUUCCCUCUGGCUGCUUGAUCCAGGACAUGCCUAACGGUUACUCCAAGGUUACUUGGAUUGAGCAUGUGGAGGUGGAAGAUAGAGGCUCCUCUCAUUGGCUUUGUAGAGAUCUUAUUCAUAGUGGAUUAGCCUUUGGUGCUGAACGUUGGCUUGCAACUCUUCAGCGGAUGUCUGAAAGGCUUGCCUGUUUAAUGAUGACUGGUAGUUCCAAUCAGGAUCUCGGCGGAGUAAUUCCUUCUUCAGAAGGGAAAAGAAGCAUGAUGAAACUAGCACAACGAAUGGUGAACAAUUUCUGUGCCAGUAUCAGCUCAUCUCAUGGCCACCGUUGGACCACCCUUUCUGGGAUGAAUGAGGUUGGUGUUCGUGUCACGGUGCAUAAAAGCAUGGAUCCUGGCCAGCCGAACGGCGUGGUUCUUAGUGCAGCUACAACCAUAUGGCUCUCAGUAUCUCCUCAAACCAUCUUUAACUUCUUUAAGAACGACAGAACCAGAUCCCAGUGGGAUGUUCUGUCGGAUGGCAACCCGGUCCAGGAGGUUGCUCAUAUAACCAACGGAUCCCAUCCAGGGAAUGCCAUAUCUGUUCUCAGAGCUUUCAAUACAAGUCAGAAUAACAUGUUGAUACUCCAAGAGAGUUGCAUAGACUCAUCAGGGUCACUUGUUGUGUACUGCCCUGUGGAUCUACCAGCCAUGAAUGUUGUAAUGAGUGGGGAGGACCCAUCAAGUAUUCCCUUACUACCUUCAGGAUUCACAAUUCUACCAGACGGUCGACGGGACCAAGGAGAGGGCACAUCGAGCAGCCUCGAUGUCCACAGCAGGUCAGGUGGCUCACUGUUGACCGUGGCGUUUCAGAUACUCGUAAGCAGCUUGCCAUCAGGAAAGCUGAACUUAGAGUCAGUAACAACGGUUAAUAACCUCAUCAGCACCACCCUCCACCAGAUCAAAACAGCCUUAAAUUGUCAUAGUUCCUGAGGAGAAGAAGAGGAAGAGAGGGUUUAUCAACAGUUAAACAUGAUGUCCUUUUUUGUUUGUUUGUUUUUUUUUUCUUUUGGUUUCUGGAGCUCUGCUACACACAACUGUUUGAGUCUUACAUAACAUUAAUACAUUGAUGAUGAGAUGUGGGAGUGUUUGUGGUGUCCAAAAUUGAAUCUGGGCGUUAGUUGGGAGCUUUGAAUGAGCUGAACCAUUAUUUACUGCUGCUGCUGCUGCUGCUGCCUGCCUCCUGCUGCUGCUGCCGCCAAAGCAAAGCUGCUGCCUUUCCACUCCCAUUUUACACCCAAUAUUGUUGUUGUUGUUGUGGUGGUCAUUAAUUUGUUUAGCUUAGUGUAGUUCAGUUGUUCUUGGGGGGUUGAGGCUGAUGAACUCAUGUCAUGUGAUGUCAUGUCCAUUACUACUACUACCCUCACCAGCUCAAGAGUCCACUGAGAGAGUCAAGAGCGCACCAUAUCCGUUCAUUCCACCUCUGAACCCGAAUCUCCAAACUUCGUAUGGUUCGGGCAUUGACUCACUCUCAAGUAUUUCUUUUGAAUGGCUCGUUGUUUUACGGUCUGAAUUCUGAACCUGUUUGUGGUUUAA
This is a messenger RNA of Cucurbita maxima (winter squash), 3259 nucleotides long. RefSeq names its product homeobox-leucine zipper protein HDG11-like. Bases 530 to 2656 code for a protein of 708 amino acids. The transcript has 10 exons. Gene Ontology annotation, biological process: regulation of DNA-templated transcription. NCBI's taxonomy places the organism in Eukaryota, Viridiplantae, Streptophyta, Magnoliopsida, Cucurbitales, Cucurbitaceae. The record is from RefSeq and is a predicted model, not a curated record. Gene Ontology annotation, molecular function: lipid binding; DNA binding; DNA-binding transcription factor activity, RNA polymerase II-specific.